Messenger RNA from Tachysurus vachellii, 1981 nucleotides. It is a transcript of the gene necap1, whose product is annotated as NECAP endocytosis associated 1. The transcript has 8 exons. The coding region runs from base 116 to 913 and encodes 265 amino acids. NCBI's taxonomy places the organism in Eukaryota, Metazoa, Chordata, Actinopteri, Siluriformes, Bagridae. Gene Ontology annotation, biological process: endocytosis. Gene Ontology annotation, cellular component: clathrin vesicle coat; membrane. The record is from RefSeq and is a predicted model, not a curated record.
UGCUGUUGAUGCGGAAGAAUGUGGUGCGCGGAUACACGGUGUACUACGACGUUACCGGUUCCGUUAAGCUGCGAGACCAAACUGCAGCAAACAAGCGGUUGAAUUAAAAUCCAAGAUGGCGACCGAGCUGGAAUACGAGUCGGUUCUGUGUGUCAAACCUGACGUCAAUGUGUACCGAAUUCCGCCGCGAGCGUCGAACCGCGCCGUCAGGGCAGCUGAUUGGAAGUUAGACGCUCCUGACUGGAUGGGCCGAAUGAGAGUGACGGCAAGGGGGAAAAUGGCCUAUAUUAAACUAGAGGAUAAGAUCUCAGGGGAGCUGUUUGCUCAAGCCCCAGUGGAUCAGUUUCCUGGUAUUGCCAUAGAAACUGUAAGUGACUCAAGCCGUUACUUUGUUCUUAGGAUUCAAGAUGACAGCGGUCGCAGUGCCUUUAUUGGUAUCGGAUUUGGAGAUCGGGGAGAUGCAUUUGAUUUCAAUGUGGCUUUGCAGGAUCAUUUCAAGUGGGUAAAGCAGGAUAAUGAAUUUAGUAAGCAGGCUCAAACUCCAGACUUGGGCCCUAAAUUAGACUUGGGUUUUAAAGAAGGUCAGACUAUCACACUCAACAUUGGGCAAAGCAAAAAGAGAGAAAAGUCCCGUCCACAAAGCUCAGGUGGCCUUGGACUGCUUCCUCCUCCUCCGAGUGGCAAAAUCGUGCUGCCUCCUUCAGCCAGCGCCACCAAUAACAACACAGAACCAUUAACAUGCGGUAGCAACAUAGGUUGUUUGCUGGACUUAGACAGCAAUGAUGCUAACACUUUGGUCCAGCCAGCUCCUCCUAGCACAAAUGCUGACAUGUGGGGAGAGUUUACGUCUGACAGCUUGUCAUCUCAGCCCUCCAAGCCGGAUUCUGCCUCUACAAACUGGGUCCAGUUCUGAGUCCGUAAUUCCAAUGCUCACUUCAUGUCCCGGUUUCUACUCAUCAUACUCAGCAACUAUCGCUUAAGUUGACCAUGCUCUCAUAUUCUCUCUCUCUCUCUCUCUCUCUCUCUCUCUCUCUCUCUCUCUCUCUCUCUCUCUCUCUCUCUCUCUCUUUCUUUUUUGCACUGUUUAAUUAUAACAUCCACAUUAACGUUUUGUACAGAAAUUAUUUAAUUGUCUUCUUGUUCAUGUAUUCUACACUCAUAGUCACCAGAUCCUCGAGAAGGACAGACUUAUAUUAAAUAAUGUGUAUAUUUGAAAAUGCGUUUACUUGAACUGGAACAAGUUGUUAGGUGGAACAGCUUCGUUUUCUAAAGUGAUCUCAAAGGUGUUUAGUGUAAACGAAACGAUUGUGUCGCCCUCUGGUGGUGCAAAUGCAAAAAAAAGACAUUAAAAAAAAGGUUGUACAAAAAAGAAAGGAAAGAAAAUGUAGUCGUGUGAACCAAAUGUGCUACAGCUCUGAAUUUCGUUUUCCAGCAUCAAUGCUCCUUCCUGACGAUAUGCAAUCAGUCUCAUUUGGAAAUAAGUCAGGAAUUCAUUCAUUUACUGUGAAGCACUGAUGUUUUUACUGCACCUUCACUCUUGCUGGCUCUAAUAAAGCCUGAUCUGUCCUAGCAGCAAUAUUCAAAUAAAUGCCAUCACACAGAAAUAAGAGAUCUAAGUCCUAAUGCCUUGCGAUAGCACAUACUUUUGUGGCUAGACCAAAUUCGAAAUCCUUCAAGACUACAUUUAAACGUGCGUCUCACACGGCAGAUUGCAGUGUUCUAGUGUGCAGUAUAGAAAACUCAGCUAUUUUAUGUGACUGUAACUGUGACAAUGUUUAUUUCUGAAGGUGAAUUAGCGUUACUUUAUCAAUGCCAGCUGUUGCUGCUAUUAGCAGGAAUUUGUUUUCCUCUUUUUUCCAUCGUGUGUGUUCAUUCUAGUAAUUUACCACAAACAUGUAUAAUCUCAAAAACACUAUGUUGUAUAUGUAUAAAUAUAAAAGUCAAUGUAAUAAACAAUGCAAGUUCAUUCAUGAGAAGGUAA